AGCUAGUGGGAUUAAAUUGCAAAGGCUUCAAGCUGGGCAAAGCACACUGAUCUGCCUUUUUACAGCUAGACCUGUGUGCUGCAAGGAGCUGAGGCCUUCAGUGUUCCCUUCCUUACCCAGGUUACUCACAGAAUGGAUUCCCAGCGGGAACUUGCAGAGGAACUGCGGCUUUACCAAUCCACCCUUCUUCAGGAUGGUCUAAAAGAUCUCCUGGAUGAGAAAAAAUUCAUCGAUUGCACCCUAAAAGCAGGUGACAAAAGUCUUCCUUGCCACAGAUUGAUUUUGUCAGCUUGUAGUCCUUACUUCCGUGAGUACUUUUUAUCUGAAAUUGAUGAGGCGAAAAAAAAGGAGGUAGUGCUAGACAAUGUGGAUCCUGCUAUACUUGAUUUAAUCAUUAAAUACCUGUACUCUGCCAGUAUUGAUCUCAAUGACGGAAAUGUGCAAGAUAUUUUUGCAUUGGCCAGCCGCUUUCAGAUCCCCUCAGUGUUUACUGUCUGCGUUUCUUAUCUUCAGAAAAGACUUGCUCCUGGUAACUGUCUAGCCAUCCUAAGAUUAGGACUUCUUCUUGACUGCCCGAGACUGGCCAUUUCUGCCCGUGAAUUUGUGUCUGAUCGCUUUGUACAGAUUUGUAAGGAAGAGGACUUUAUGCAACUGUCUCCACAGGAACUGAUCUCAGUCAUUUCAAAUGACAGCCUAAAUGUAGAAAAAGAAGAAGCAGUAUUUGAGGCAGUGAUGAAAUGGGUGCGAACAGACAAGGAAAACAGGGUUAAAAACCUUAGUGAAGUGUUUGAUUGUAUCCGUUUUCGCCUUAUGACAGAAAAAUAUUUUAAGGAUCAUGUUGAGAAAGAUGAUAUAAUUAAAAGCAACCCAGACCUCCAGAAAAAAAUCAAAGUUCUAAAAGAUGCUUUCGCAGGCAAACUCCCAGAACCUAGCAAAAAUGCUGCAAAGACUGGGGCUGGUGAGGUGAAUGGUGAUGUUGGUGAUGAAGAUUUACUUCCUGGUUACCUGAAUGACAUUCCCAGGCAUGGAAUGUUUGUAAAAGACCUCAUCCUCUUGGUUAAUGACACAGCAGCAGUGGCUUAUGACCCCACGGAAAAUGAAUGCUACCUUACUGCACUGGCUGAGCAGAUUCCCAGAAAUCAUUCCAGCAUCGUUACCCAGCAAAAUCAGAUAUAUGUGGUAGGAGGACUAUAUGUGGAUGAAGAAAAUAAGGAUCAACCUCUACAGUCAUACUUCUUCCAGCUCGAUAGCAUAGCAUCUGAAUGGGUUGGACUUCCACCUCUGCCUUCAGCCAGGUGUCUCUUCGGUCUGGGAGAGGUAGAUGAUAAAAUCUAUGUAGUUGCAGGCAAAGACCUUCAAACAGAGGCUUCGCUGGAUUCAGUAUUAUGCUAUGAUCCUGUGGCUGCAAAAUGGAACGAAGUAAAAAAACUCCCUAUCAAAGUCUACGGCCAUAAUGUGAUUUCACAUAAAGGGAUGAUAUAUUGUCUAGGAGGAAAGACAGAUGACAAAAAAUGUACAAACAGAGUGUUUAUCUUCAACCCCAAAAAAGGAGAUUGGAAAGAUCUGGCUCCAAUGAAAACUCCUCGUUCCAUGUUUGGAGUAGCAGUCCAUAAAGGCAAAAUUGUGAUUGCAGGAGGUGUCACUGAAGAUGGUCUUUCAGCUUCAGUUGAAGCUUUUGACCUUACAACAAAUAAAUGGGAUGUAAUGACCGAAUUUCCCCAAGAAAGAAGCUCCAUCAGUUUGGUCAGCCUGGCUGGAUCUCUGUAUGCAAUUGGUGGUUUUGCUAUGAUUCAACUGGAAUCUAAAGAAUUUGCACCCACUGAAGUCAAUGACAUAUGGAAGUAUGAAGAUGAUAAAAAGGAAUGGGCUGGGAUGUUGAAGGAAAUACGUUAUGCUUCAGGAGCUAGUUGCCUAGCAACACGUUUAAAUCUCUUCAAACUGUCUAAACUGUGAACAAGGUGACAAAACAUAAUAGAUUGGGAGGUGGUUUGUUUGGUGAAUGGGGCUUUAAUUUAUUCUGUUUUUUAAAAGCUUGUACAGACACUCAUGUAGAAAUUAUUCAGGAAGUUAUUGUCUAAGAGAUGAGCGGUAGGUAACAAAACCUCGGUCAUUUGACUCUUCAAUGUAAUGAUCACAGCUUAAAACCAUUUUCUAAUAAUAAAUUAAAUAUUCAGUUGAACAAAUUAUUUUGUGAAUCUGUUUCACUCAAUGGAUUAUAAAGCAGGCUCCUAAAUUUGAGUUGUUUGCUAAUCAUUUCACUUGCGUCAUUAGGGUAUCCUUACACUGAUUUUCUAUUACAAUUGGAAGUGGAGAAUAUGUGCACCUACACUAAAAAAAUGUUUAAAAUAUCAAAAACCUCUCCUCGUGCUUCAAAAUGACAGGAAUCCUGUGCAUUAUACUAAGAAUUACAUACCAUAAGAUGACUUCAGAAAUGCUACUUCAGAAGUGUAAUAAAUGGAUGGGGAGAUCAUUUGAUGGGGAAAAGUCUCUUGUAAGUAAAAGUAGUCAAAUUCAAA
Molecule: messenger RNA, 2516 nt
Organism: Nomascus leucogenys (northern white-cheeked gibbon)
Lineage: Eukaryota; Metazoa; Chordata; Mammalia; Primates; Hylobatidae
Gene: KLHL41
Product: kelch like family member 41
Molecular function (GO): protein binding
Source: RefSeq, a predicted model, not a curated record